AUGUCGAGUCAUGGAGUCCUGCGACAAUCAUCAGCAAACAAGAGAACAGAGGCACAGCGGCAAGCUGAACUCAAAGCUAUAGAUGAAUACCACACACUUGAUAAGUUAGUUCUCGAAAAGAAAGAGAAGCAUGAUUUUUCCAAGGAAGCAUUUGACAAGACUUCGGAACUACUUCUUAAAAAUGCAGAAUACUAUACCAUAUGGAAUUACAGACGCAUGAUAUUGCAGUCUAUGUUUGUAGAGCGUUCUACACAAGAUGAGGGGCAGCCUGUUGACCAAACUCAGAAGCUUAUCCAACAAGACCUAGGUUUCCUCGUACCACUACUACAGAAGAACCCAAAGUGCUAUUGGAUCUGGAAUCAUCGGCUAUGGCUUCUACAGCAAGCAACUGAACGCCUAGAGCCUGCCGUUUCACGGAAUUUUUGGGAAACCGAGCUUGGCUUAGUUGGGAAGAUGCUUAAUAGAGAUGGACGGAAUUUUCACGGCUGGGGGUAUCGACGAGCGGUGGUUGAUGCACUUGAAAGUAUACCUGACGAACCAUCCGAAUCGACUGUUAAAGAGCCUCCGAAGAGUAUGACACAAGAUGAACUAGAGUAUACCAUGAAAAUGAUUGGAACCAACCUAUCGAAUUUCUCGGCAUGGCACAACCGGUCAAAACUGAUCCUCAAGGUCCUGGAUGAAAGUGCAGCUGAUAAUAUAAAGAGGAAAAAGACUCUUGAUAAUGAGCUGGGCCUCAUUCACCGUGCAUUAAUUGACCCAUAUGACCAAUCGAUCUGGUUCUAUCAUCAAUAUUUAAUGAGUGUCUGCGAUAUAGAGCUUGCCCCUCAUACAAUGGCACCGAACCUGACUACCAGUGACCGCCUGCAGUAUCUCGAGCAAGAAAUUGAAGCUAUUGAGGACAUACUGGAGGAUACCAACGAUUGCAAAUGGAUAUACCAAGCGCUGAUCACCUAUACCCUGCUUGUUGCUAAAAUUAACAACCAAGUGGAUGACAUGCAGCAACAAAGGGUUUCAAUAUGGCUUACCGAGUUGAUGCGACUGGAUCCAUUGAGGAAAGGUCGAUGGGAUGAUCUGAAGAAGUCGUUGGCCACGCCAGACGCGUUAUUAUCAAAGCACUGA
Nannizzia gypsea CBS 118893 is the source of this 1119-nucleotide messenger RNA. Its product is annotated as geranylgeranyl transferase type II alpha subunit. Gene Ontology annotation, molecular function: Rab geranylgeranyltransferase activity. Gene Ontology annotation, cellular component: Rab-protein geranylgeranyltransferase complex; cytoplasm. The transcript is spliced from 4 exons. NCBI's taxonomy places the organism in Eukaryota, Fungi, Ascomycota, Eurotiomycetes, Onygenales, Arthrodermataceae. Gene Ontology annotation, biological process: protein geranylgeranylation. The record is from RefSeq and is a predicted model, not a curated record. Bases 1 to 1119 code for a protein of 372 amino acids.